Messenger RNA from Penicillium coprophilum, 264 nucleotides. Its product is annotated as acetoin reductase. The transcript is spliced from 5 exons. The coding region runs from base 1 to 264 and encodes 87 amino acids. Lineage: Eukaryota; Fungi; Ascomycota; Eurotiomycetes; Eurotiales; Aspergillaceae. The record is from RefSeq and is a predicted model, not a curated record.
AUGAAACUCCGAUUCGAAGACUCGCCUUAUUGCCCUGGUAUCGUCAAGACACCGAUGUGGGAUCAAAUCGACGACAACUUUUCAAAUGUUCAUGGCGUACCAAAGGGUCAUGCCUUUGAGCAAGCAGUCCAAUCGCGCUCUGCGAUGAAAAAGCCUCAGACUCCAGAGGAUAUUGCCGGCUGCGUCAGCUUCCUUGCAAGUAAAGACUCCGGUAUGAUAACUGGACAAAGCAUAAUUAUUGAUGGAGGCAUUCAGUUCUCUUGA